Molecule: messenger RNA, 288 nt
Organism: Auxenochlorella protothecoides
Lineage: Eukaryota; Viridiplantae; Chlorophyta; Trebouxiophyceae; Chlorellales; Chlorellaceae
Exons: 3
Coding region: 1-288 (95 amino acids)
Source: RefSeq, a predicted model, not a curated record
AUGGACAAUGAACGCUGCGCUGGGCGGUCCGUCCAUUCACAGGGUACUCGAUGCGGUGAUCCAGUCCAAGGGAGUGGAUCUGUACCUGCACGUCCUGCCAGCGGUGGAGCGGAUGCUAUCAGGUUCUUCGCUCCCAAUAGUGUCAGCCUCUACUCCAGACCAGACGUGUGGGCGUCGAUCCAAACUUCGCAGGAUGCGGGCUCAGCUUUUCUUGCUACGGAAAGAGGCAGCCAGAGGGUACACGGAAGUAUUGGACUUUGUCAACAGCCUUUCUGGUACUGUCUAUAA